CUGACCAGCUUCGUCGCGGCGCUCGCGCUGGCGUCGUGCCAGCUGCAGUUCCUCUCCAAGUUUGGCUACUUCUUCCUCCUGACCAUCACGUUCGCCUACCUCUGGGCCUUGCUCUUCCUCAUGCCCCUCCUCGCCACCGUUGGCCCCCGCUCCUCACCCGCCGACGGGCGCGCGGUGCCGCACACGCCGUACAACUCGAACACCACCCGCCGCAAGGCGGUGCCCGACGCCAUCGAGGUGGCAUAGGGCGGAUCCGGGGGGGGGUUAGGGCAAGUCCCUGCCGCCUGUUGUACAUUAGGGGUGAGGGGGGGUUGACAUGAGCCUCCGGCGCGCUAGUGCUCUCUGAGCGCGCGUCGCCGUGGGUGGGAGAGCGACACGAGGUUAGUGCAAGCAGGUGUGGGCACGUGCUCCGCUCGGCUCUGACUGGCGACUGUCCGCUUUUUUAUUGUGUCGCUGAGAGGCGUAUAUAUUGGUCACUGUGUGUUUGAAUAAUGAAAGAUGUUUGGUCGCGUUUC
Messenger RNA from Emiliania huxleyi CCMP1516, 515 nucleotides. RefSeq lists its product as hypothetical. Lineage: Eukaryota; Haptophyta; Isochrysidales; Noelaerhabdaceae. The annotation marks the transcript as partial. The transcript has a single exon. The record is from RefSeq and is a predicted model, not a curated record.